GUGCGGGAGAUGCGCAGGCGAUAGAACACCAGAGGUUACAGUUCAGGACGUAGUGUUUGUGUGUCCUCGUUGCUGCCGCCAUUUUUUUUCCCACUUCCCUGAAUCCCGGUCCCGUAUUCCGCCAAGACCCACAACGUCCGGACCUGGAUCAGGAACAUCUGAGAUUUUCUGGAGAGAGCUGCAUAAUCCACACAUUUGGAUUCAUUGACAUGGAUCCUGGUGUUGAAGGAGGACUCAAUGUCACCUUGACUCUCAGGCUGCUGAUGCAUGGAAAGGAAGUGGGAAGUAUCAUUGGGAAGAAAGGAGAGACAGUGAAGAAGAUGCGAGAAGAGAGUGGAGCACGAAUUAAUAUCUCUGAGGGCAACUGUCCUGAGCGGAUUGUUACUCUGUCAGGACCCACCAGUGCCAUCUUCAAAGCAUUCACCAUGAUCACUCACAAACUGGAGGAGGAUAUCAACAGUGGCAUGGUGAACAGCAAUGCCUCCAGCCAGCCUCCAGUCACUCUGCGAAUUGUUAUCCCAGCCAGUCAGUGCGGAUCGCUGAUCGGGAAAGGCGGUUGCAAAAUCAAGGAGAUCCGUGAAUCAACCGGAGCCCAGGUCCAGGUGGCUGGCGAUAUGCUACCCAACUCAACUGAAAGAGCUAUCACAAUUGCUGGGACUCCACCAUCCAUCAUUGAGUGUGCCAAACAGAUCUGUGUGGUGAUCCUGGAGCAAUCUCCACCGAAGGGUAUUACUGUGCCAUACCGACCUAAGCCCAUCUCAGCUCCUGUCAUCUUUGCAGGUGGGCAGGCUUAUACCAUUCAGGGACAGUUUGCCAUUCCACAUCCUGAUCUAACUAAGCUUCACCAAUUGGCCAUGCAGCAGACACCUUUCACACCGGUGGGACAAACCAGCCCUGGAUAUUCUGGUCUGGACUCCUCUCAGACUAGUUCUCAUGAAAUUGCCAUACCCAAUGAUCUGAUUGGAUGUAUCAUUGGACGACAAGGUAGCAAGAUUAAUGAAAUCCGACAGAUGUCUGGGGCACAGAUCAAGAUCUCCAACCCUGCCGAAGGCUCGAAUGACCGACAGAUCACCAUCACUGGCUCACCUGCCAACAUUAGUCUGGCACAGUACCUUAUUAAUGCAAGGUUGUCUUCCGAAGCAUCAGGAAUGGCGAGUCAGUAAUACAGUCUCCUUGACCAGUUCUACGCCCAUGCAGUUUGUAAAUUUGUACCUGUCUGCGGCCUGGCAGUUCAACUACCCUGUCUUUCUUCCUUCGCUACCCUUUCCUUUGUUGGAUAUUCCUGCACCCAAAUCUCUAUAUAUUUGCCUUUCCUCUGCUCCCCUCUUUUUACUUGCUUUGGAUUUUUUUGACUUUUGAUUUGAAAACCAUCAUUUAAGAGAGAUGGUUGAAAGUGCAUAACAGCAGUUGUAUCCCAAGCAGACUGAUGUCUCCCUGGUGUCAACUAAAAUUCUGUAAUGUUGGAAUUUUUUAAUAAAUGAAAAGACAAGAACAA
This is a messenger RNA of Hypanus sabinus (Atlantic stingray), 1495 nucleotides long. RefSeq names its product poly(rC)-binding protein 3-like. The record is from RefSeq and is a predicted model, not a curated record. Gene Ontology annotation, molecular function: mRNA binding; single-stranded DNA binding. The coding region runs from base 210 to 1163 and encodes 317 amino acids. Gene Ontology annotation, cellular component: cytoplasm; nucleus; nucleoplasm. NCBI's taxonomy places the organism in Eukaryota, Metazoa, Chordata, Chondrichthyes, Myliobatiformes, Dasyatidae. The transcript has 13 exons. Gene Ontology annotation, biological process: negative regulation of mRNA splicing, via spliceosome.